CCAAACUAACAAAACAACAUUACACACCACUGCAUCGGGAGAGGAACAUGUGGGUGAGUUUAGACGGUAGUUCUUGACACUUCACUCGUGGAAGCUCUUUGGAAAACGCGGUGGAUGUACUGGGUACUGCCGGCUGUUCACCAUUUGAAGCUUUCGAACAAUGCACAACUCAAUUUUCAGCCAACACGGGUAGGACAUUCGGUAUGUGGAAACACAUAGGGCCAAAGUGCAUAUCAAUUCGAAAGCUCAAAAGCAAUCAUCAUGCCCACAAAGACUCCACUUCCUGGUCACGGUAAAACCAUGGCUUUAUCGUCAUCGUCAUUACCGGGAUAGCGAAAGAUUCUACUCUGUACGCCAAUUGUGGCCAUGAAAUCUAAACCCCGCAUUUGAAGCUUAUCCACUGCUAUCUCUAUUAUUCUCCUCAUAUCUCUUCUUUGCUUAGGGAAAAUCUUUCAACUUGAAGGCUUCACGUAGCUCUUUACCAGUUACAAUAAAAUGGCUACAAAUGCUGUCUCUCAUGUUGAUGUGCUCAUCAUCGGAGCCGGCCCAGCUGGUCUAAUGGCCGCAACUUGGAUGGCGAGAUGUGGGAUCAAUGCGAGGAUUAUCGAUAAGAGGGGUACCAAGAUUUUCAACGGGUAUGUAUUAUCAAAAUCUCUCGACAUAGGCGACUUCAUAAACUAAUGCGAACUACGCAACAGUCAAGCAGAUGGGCUUCAAUGUCGCACCUUAGAAAUCUUUGACUCGUUUGACUUUGCAGAUAGGGUAUGGAAGGAAAGCAAUCAUAUGCUUGAGGUUUGCCUCUGGAACCCGGAUUCCGAAGGAAGGCUGAGAAGAUCUGAUAGACUACCGGAUACUAUUCCAGGCAUUAGUCGUUUUCACGAGGUAGUUUUGCAUCAAGGUACACUUCGCCUGCUAUAAAUUUGUCAAAUGACCUAACAUGGAUGUUUUUUCUUAGGUCGAAUAGAACGUUUCUUUCUCGAUUCUCUGAAACAGCACAGCAAUAUAAGAGUUGAGCGUGGAGUCCUUCCGGACAAGCUCACGUUCGACGAAACAAAAGUGGAUGAUCCGAACGAAUAUCCUAUUGAAGUUCUUUUACAGCAUCUCAGUGAAGAUCAAGCGAAUCCCGAGCAGAAUCAAUCUACAGUGGAUGGAGGAGCAACUUCCGAUGGUCUCUUCCGAAGUAACAUGGCGCCUGAUGAUACUGACGAACUCCUAAAUAACGCACAUAAAAAUGGCUUAGCAGGAAGCAGUGAGGUCGUAAAGGCAAAAUACAUGAUAGGAUGCGAUGGCGCACAUUCUUGGACCAGAAAGCAACUAGGGUUCAAACUCGAAGGUGAACAAACAGACUACAUUUGGGGCGUACUUGAUAUUAUUCCAAUUACAAAUUUUCCCGACAUUCGAAUGAGAUGUACUAUUCACUCUGCAAGCUCCGGAAGUGUGAUGGUUAUACCAAGAGAAAAUAAACUCGUCAGACUAUACAUUCAAAUCACUACUACGGAAAAGGGGGCAAAGAUUGAGCGGUCAGCCAUCAAUCCCAAGAUGAUUUUGGAAGCUGCCCAACGAACAAUGGCACCUUACAAGCUAGAUUAUGAAUAUUGUGAUUGGUGGACAGCUUAUCAAAUUGGUCAACGAGUUGGCUCAAAUUUUUCCAAGAACGAGCGUAUAUUUCUAGCUGGUGAUGCAGUGCAUACUCAUUCACCUAAAGCUGGACAAGGUAUGAAUGUUAGCAUGCAAGACACUUACAAUUUGGGAUGGAAAAUAGCUGCUGUCCUUAAUGGAACUGCUAAUCGAUCAAUCCUGAAGACUUAUCAAUCCGAACGUCGACGGAUUGCCCAAGACCUCAUUGCAUUCGAUCAUAAAUUCUCUCGACUCUUUUCUGGUCGUCCAGCAAAAGAUGUCACGGAUGAGGCAGGUAUUAGCAUGGAUGAAUUCAAAGACGUUUUCAAAAAGGGGAGUCUGUUCGCUAGUGGUGUCGCCGUGAAUUACGGUGCUAGCGUCAUCGUUGCGAAAGAGGGUGAUGCUGCAGAGCAAGGGGAUGGGACUGAUGUAGCCCAGGAUACUACAACUAGAGUUAUAGGUAAACAAAAUCUGGCUUCUAACAUCAAAAUUGGUAUACGAUUGCCUAGUUUCAAAGUUCUUAACCAAUCGGAUGCGAGACCUUGGCAUUUUCAGGAACGUUUAAAGAGUGAUGGACGCUGGAGAAUUGUAAUUUUUGCCGGGGAUAUCUCAAAUGACGUCCAAAUGUCUCGAAUAACUACUUUAGGUCAGGAAUUACAUGAUCUAGUCCAAAAAUUCACACCCGAAACCAAAGCCAUCGAUUCAGUAAUCGAAGUCCUCAUGAUUCAUAGCGCACCAAGGGUACAAAUAGAACUUUUAGAUCUCCCAGAUAUCUUCCAUCCUUUGAGCAAGAGGGAUGGAUAUGAUUACAACAAGGUUUAUGUAGAUGAUAUGUCGUAUCAUGAGGGACAUGGAAAGGUGUAUGAGGGGUAUGGUGUUGAUGAGAAGAGGGGAUGUGUGGUGGUGUUGAGACCGGAUCAACAUGUUAGUUGGAUUGGGGAAUUGGAAGAUAUAGAUGAGACGGAGAGAUUUUUCAUGGGGUUUAUGGUUGUGGGGACGUAGAUGGUUUGAUGGAGGGAAGUGUUGUAUUUGAAGGCUCGAAUUUUUCUACAGAUUAUUGAUGUUUGCAAGUGGACGUAAUGAACUGAGUUCGUUAGUGGUGAUUGCAUUUGUUGAUAUUCAAGUGCUAGUCAGGGAGACUUUCAUUCAGUUAUCACAGAUUAGAAUAUAUAUCUUCUAUCGCAUGUUUAUUUCCUGCACUUUUAUCAAUACUAUAUAUAGUAAAGUUCCUC
This is a messenger RNA of Sclerotinia trifoliorum, 2849 nucleotides long. The record is from the annotation of a GenBank genome assembly. NCBI's taxonomy places the organism in Eukaryota, Fungi, Ascomycota, Leotiomycetes, Helotiales, Sclerotiniaceae.